AUGAGUGAUUCAGAAUCACUUUCAAGUGAUAAUUCAGAUAAUGAAAAUUUUCUUAACGAUUUUAUCAAGAAUAUUUCAGAUGAUAGUGAAAGUGAAGAUAAAGAUAAUGAUGACUUAUCUUAUAAUAUAAAUAUUUCAUCUUUGACAUUAGAA
Messenger RNA from Funneliformis caledonium, 153 nucleotides. The record is from the annotation of a GenBank genome assembly. Lineage: Eukaryota; Fungi; Glomeromycota; Glomeromycetes; Glomerales; Glomeraceae.